This is a messenger RNA of Anastrepha ludens (Mexican fruit fly), 2319 nucleotides long. RefSeq names its product poly(A) polymerase type 3-like. Lineage: Eukaryota; Metazoa; Arthropoda; Insecta; Diptera; Tephritidae. Gene Ontology annotation, molecular function: poly(A) RNA polymerase activity; RNA binding. The transcript is spliced from 6 exons. The record is from RefSeq and is a predicted model, not a curated record. Bases 98 to 1924 code for a protein of 608 amino acids. Gene Ontology annotation, cellular component: nucleus.
AGUGCAACAUUUCACAGUGUUUCAGUGCGCUCAAAAAAUUUGUUUCAAAAUAAAAUUAAAAAUUUGUUUAAAAAUAAAAUUGCAUAACUAAAUAAGAAUGAUUUCUUGCCGAAAACCAUUGGCAGAUAGAAGCGCUUUCUUCUCGAACUCAGGUUCGCAUUCACGGAAUGGCGUUGUCAACUCAGCAGAGGAUUGGCUGCGCUUUGCAGACUAUAAUUUCAAAAACGGAAAUUGUGCAUCGCAUCCGGAACAGCAGCAGCGCUCCAAACAGAUGGGCUUGACAUCCGCCAUCAGCUGGGAUGAGCCUACUAUUGAAGAACUGCAAAGAACAGAGGCAUUACGCAAAGCAUUACAGCCAUUUAAGGUGUUUGAGAAUCAAAAUGAGCUUAAUCGUCGUGUGCAGAUUUUGGCUAAACUUAAUACGCUUGCCAAAAAAUGGGUUAAAGUUGCAUCAAUGGCAAAGAAUGUGCCAGAGGCAGUUGCCGAAAAGCUCGGUGCGAAAGUUUACACUUUCGGUUCAUAUCGUUUGGGUGUACAUCAUAAGGGCGCUGAUAUUGACGCACUCUUUGUCGCACCACGCAACAUAGAACGCACUGAAUUUUUUACGUCCUUUUUUGAGUUACUAAAAAACCAAUCCGAAGUGACCGAAUGUCGUUCAGUGGAAGAAGCCUUCGUGCCAGUCAUAAAAAUGAAAUUUGAUGGAAUUGAAAUUGAUUUGGUAUUUGCGCGUCUAGCACUGAAAGAAAUAACCGAUGAUCUUGAUCUAAGCGAUGAUUAUCUGCUUAAGAAUUUGGAUCAAUUUUCGGUGCGCAGUUUGAAUGGCUGUCGUGUGACAGACGAAAUAUUGGCGCUGGUGCCGAAUGUGGAGAAUUUCCGAUUAACGUUGCGCUCCAUCAAAUUGUGGGCGAAAAAACACGGAGUUUACUCCAAUUCUUUGGGCUACUUUGGUGGUGUGACGUGGGCGAUGUUAGUGGCGCGCACUUGCCAAUUGUAUCCAAAUGCAACACCUUCUACUCUCAUACACAAAUUUUUUUUGAUCCUGUCUCUCUGGAAGUGGCCAAAACCCGUACUGCUUAAACGACCUGUCGAUGUUGAUUUGCGAUUUCCGGUUUGGGAUCCACGUGUUAACGGUGCGGAUAGGUACCAUCUAAUGCCCAUUAUAACGCCGGCAUAUCCACAACAGAACUCAACCUUUAAUGUGUCGGAAUCAACAAAAAAAGUUUUACUGAAUGAGUUCAGCAGAGGAAAGAUUAUCGUAGAAGAGAUUAUGAAUGGUCGCGCUUCAUGGGAUCGACUCUUCGAAGCGCCCAGCUUCUUUUAUAAAUACCGCCACUUUAUAGCGGUUUUGGUUACAUCGCAAACCAGUGACGAUCAGUUGGAGUGGUGUGGCUUAGUCGAAUCAAGGAUUCGUCUAUUGGUAUGUAAUCUAGAGCGCACUCAUCAUAUUGCAUUGGCACAUGCAAAUCCUACAUGUUUUGAUUAUAAGAAAGGCGCUGCCGUCACACUAAAUAACAGCGGAAGUGAGGAGGAUAAAACACAGCCCAACGGCGAUCCACCAGUUUGUACAGCGCCAUUCUGUUCGAUGUGGUUCAUCGGCUUAGAAUUCGAACGUACAGAGAAUUUGAAUGUGGACCUUACGCAAACAAUUAAAUAUUUCGUCGAAAGUGUUAUAAUGCAUGCGAUAAAAAUACAAAUGUUCAGAGAUGGUAUGAAUAUCGAUGCGCAAUACGUGAAGCGUAAAUCGCUUUCGCAGUAUUUGGAUACGGAUUUGUUGAAACGUGAACGCAGGUCCAUGGAACAAGAAAGUAGUUUCAAUAACUCCAUUUCAGCCAAUUGUAAACGAUUGUUGACGGAUUUGUCAACACAGAAAGAGCCUGCGGCUAAAAGAGCGCGCUUGAGUGAAUCGACGAGUUCGGAAGAUUAAAGUAGAAUUCUAACUGAGAGAUCCAAUAUUUUGGGAAAUUCGUUAUGUUGUGAGGGCGGAAAAACCUCAUAUCUUUGGAGAGAGCGCGAAAUGAUACAUUUUCCAUAUUUAGUCGACACCUCACCAACAACUUGGCUGCAGACUUAUGUAUUAUUUCGCAAAAAUAUUUUUUAUCACUGUAUUAAACUGUAUUCAUGUUUUUAGUGUAUUUUAUUGUGAUUUAUUAAAAGUCUAAGAUUCUUAUGUAUACAACAGUUAUUUACAAACUGCUUUUUAACUUAGUUAUAUAAUUAUUAUUAAGUGAUAUAGGAAAACACAAAAAAAACGAAAACAAAAAAACAAAAAAAAUUACAAUAAAAAAAAAUAUAUUGUAUAUAUAUAUAUACUAUUCUAUG